UCACCUAACAUUCUCCUUUUUCUUUAUUCAAGUGUUCCAAGAAUCAAAACCCUGCCUCUCCCUCUCUCAUAACUGCUCUGAUCUCCGGCGACAAAAUGGACGGUAGGAGGCUGUUCGACGGCGGACCCACCGGACAUUCAGAUUCCGAUAACCGAAACGGUGUCGUAAGGCAUGGUACUAGUAGUAAUCUCUCACUUCAACCUAACUACAGCUUACCGAAAGUGCAGGAAGCACUGGAGCACUUCGCAUCUAUCGAUCUAAUAGAACUAUGCAAUGAAGCAAAAGUUGAGCAUUGUCGGGCAACACGAGAUUUAAGAAGCUGCGGACGCUGUGUUCAAAGUGUGUUAACGUCAUGUGGCCACGCCUCUUUAUGUGAAGAAUGCAGCCCGCGAUGUGAUGUUUGCCCGAUCUGCAGAUUUCCCAUACCAAAAACCGGGAACAGACUCUCUCGACGUCUAUUUUACGAGUGCAUUGAAGCUGGUCUUAUUUCCAAAAGGUAUGACGAUAGGUUUCAAGAAAAAGACGACGAGAAACAAGCAACGGCUGAUGUUGAACGGCUGUAUUCGUUCUUUGAUGUUGCGUUGGAGAACAAUUUGCUAUCGUUGAUCUGCCAUUAUAUAACAGAUGUUUGUAUGGACGAAAGUGCAGUUUCCAGUGACCCGGUUGUCGCGUUGUUACUGGAUGAAGUGGUUGUUAAAGACUGGUGCAAGAGGACAUUCAAAAAUAUUAUUGCUGACCUUCAGCCUAUAUAUAAACUUAACGUUGACGAAAUGAAGGAAAAGUCAAGUGUGCUUCUAAAGUUGACAGUGAGGCUAAGUGGCAUAUCUACCGUACUCGAAGAAUUGGAAUCUUCGUUUAAAGAUUCCCUUUCUGCACAGCUUCAUGAUAUUCACCACCUACAAGAGAGCAUACUAAAGACAAAACAGCAUAUGGAGAUGAUGAUUUGGUACACACGGCAUGAGUUUCUCGAAAAGCUAAAUCGGCAUGAUAGUUUCUCAUCUUGGCGUUCUGAUUUUCGCGAGAGAAAAUCAAUGGCAAUAAGACGUGCAUGGCCGUCCCCUAUUGAAACCUCAACGACAGAUGGCGGAAUCUUGUUCAUUGAAGAUGCUUUAUCAAAUCUCGAAACGCAACAAGAGGAUACACCUGAUAGAGAGUAUGAACUAGAAAUCGCGUCUCUGCCGAAAGACGGAGGCCUUUCGUUUUCUCGAGCCAAAAUAGAGGGUAUUACGGGAAGUUAUCCGUUUGAAAACGUGAGAUCAGCUGUUGACGUUCUGUUUUUAUACGGAAGCUCAGAUCUGGUUGUAGCAAAACAAGCUAUUUUCUUAUAUUAUCUGUUCGAUCGGCUCUGGAAAAUACGUGACGAUAAAUGGAGAUUUUGUGUAGAUGAUUUUUCUGCUACGUUUAAUAUAGCGAGGCAUUCGAUAUUGGAAUCGUUUACUUUCUAUCUGCUUGAUGACCACAGUGAUGAGGCCCUGCAGGAAGCCUGUCGUCUUCUCCCAGAGAUCGCGGGCCCCACAACACAUCCGAAAGUAGCACAAGUGUUAUUAGAAAGACAAAACGCUUACGCAGCUCUUAUGGUUUUAAGAUGGUCAGGGAGUGAUAGUGGGACCGAAUUAGUCUCACUUAACGAGGCUGUUACUGCUGUUCGGGUUAGAGUUGAGUGUGGAUUUCUUGUUGAAGCGUUUAUGUAUCAGAGGUCAGUUUGCACAAAAGUUAAGAAAAAAAGAGCGGGGCAAUUGAACGAUGAUUUUGAUGACGGGUUGGAUUGGUUAGAGAUACUAGUAACGGAAAUUUGUCUUCUCUGUAUUCGACGGAAAUUAGUUGAUCGUAUUAUUGGAUUGCCGUGGAAUGUGGAUGAGGAGAAAUAUCUGCACAAGUGUCUUUUGGAUUAUGUUCUUCUCGAAGACCCGUUGACAAACACCGGAAGUCUUCUUGUUGUGUUCUAUCUACAGCGAUAUCGAUACGCGGAAGCAUAUCAAGUUGAUAGGAAGCUUAAAAGCUUUGAGCAGGACUUCAUUGAAAAGAAUCCUGUUGAUGAAGAUGUAAUAAACAGAAUGGUUAACACACAACGUUGGAGAGCGGGAUUAGUUGACAAAAGCAUACAUCUACUGCCAGAAGUUGACCAACAAAAGGUCAAAAACGGAGAAAUGACCGAAAUAAACCCACCACAGAGUGACGACAACGUUCUCAAAAACCCCAAUCUUCUCGAUUCUACCAACUUAGCUCCUUCUCACAUUAACUCUUCUAUUCUUCUUCAAUUGGAUAAUGAAACCGAAACCCCGUCACCCAAAUCAAAUUUCGUUGGAUUGACAAAUUAUAGCACACCCAUUUCAAAACCGAACACCUUUAGUGAUACAGAAAGAGGAAUGAGCAUACUUAAACCUGUCAUCAGAUUUGAUGAUAUUACAACAUCCACUACACCGUUGAAAGAAUUUAACCUAGGUUCUUCAAGGGUUCGGAAGAACAAAUAUCACCAAAGCGGGUCGGUUAACCGGAUUUCAAGAUCUGGAAAUAUUGCUACUGCUAAUAUUGAAGAUUCACCUAGCAGUGUUGGUGGGUUAUUUAACGUAAAAGAUUCUGGUAAAUCUGCACGCCUGAGUCGACUCGGUAGAGAUUCUGAUGUGCAGGAUGUUAUGGACGUGUCUUGGAGCAACAAAGAUGAAAGGCUUCCUGUGCAAACAAACAUGAACAGCGGGCCCAGAUGGAGGUCUGAUGAUGCAAGUGACCAUGAAGAUCAGCAGAGCCCCAAUAGGCUGACAGGUGGCGUUUCCACAAGAGUGUUAAGAAGAAACAGGCUCGCUAGAAGAUGACUCCGUUCAAGAUUUUGCGAACCUAAAAAAGUCUUUUCUUACACCCACAGUGAUCCCGUUCAGAUUGAUUAAAGAUCGGUCAUAGUUGAUUGAUGCCUGGUUCCGGAUGGCUUUUUUUGUUUUCUGGUAGUUUUGUAUCUUAUGAUAUGAAGAGGAUGAGUAUAAAUUGUGUUUAUUUGAAACUUGUAUCGUUAUUAAACAACUUAGUUUUGUAUUUAUCAGCAUGUUUUAUCAUAAUCAAUGAAUCUUUUCUCGAAA
This is a messenger RNA of Helianthus annuus (common sunflower), 3068 nucleotides long. Its product is annotated as E3 ubiquitin-protein ligase HOS1. The record is from RefSeq and is a predicted model, not a curated record. Gene Ontology annotation, molecular function: ubiquitin-protein transferase activity. The transcript is spliced from 10 exons. Lineage: Eukaryota; Viridiplantae; Streptophyta; Magnoliopsida; Asterales; Asteraceae. The coding region runs from base 96 to 2810 and encodes 904 amino acids. Gene Ontology annotation, biological process: protein ubiquitination.